Messenger RNA from Meloidogyne enterolobii, 571 nucleotides. NCBI's taxonomy places the organism in Eukaryota, Metazoa, Nematoda, Chromadorea, Rhabditida, Meloidogynidae. The record is from the annotation of a GenBank genome assembly.
AUGAAUGGAGAUGACCAUUUUUCGUCGAAAAUUAGUGUUGGGGGAUUGUUGAAUACUGAUAAAGUAAACCUGGUCUGUCUAAUUCUUGACAACCUCGAAAUUUACCAUAAACACCAUCGCCAACUCCUUCGCUAUGUCCCUUCUGAGGCUGCUGCUCAGCUUUGUGAAGGGUCUCCAAAUGGAGCUGCUGUAGACGUUCAAAAUACUAAUGAUGUUCAUGCUGUGUUUGUUCAACAACAUGCGCAGCCUCCUGGAAUUUAUUGCAAUAAUUUACAGGUAGGUAUUCAAUUAAAGUUGAUAAGUGACGAAAUGGUGUUUAAAAAGAGAAAAUUAUAGCAUUUUAUGUACGAAUGUUCUCUUCACUCUAUAAAAAUGUUCUCUUCACCCUACUUUAGAAUGUUACUUUCACUCUACAAAAAAUGUUCCCUUCACCCUACAUUUAGAUAUUCUCUUCAUCCAACUUUUGAAUGUUCCCUUCACUCUACUUGUAAAUGUUCCCUUCACUCUACAAACAAAUGAUCCCUUCACCCUACCCUUGAAUGUUCUCUUUACUCUAGUUCAAAAAUGUUCC